Messenger RNA from Leptopilina boulardi, 1494 nucleotides. RefSeq lists its product as uncharacterized. NCBI's taxonomy places the organism in Eukaryota, Metazoa, Arthropoda, Insecta, Hymenoptera, Figitidae. The record is from RefSeq and is a predicted model, not a curated record. The annotation marks the transcript as partial. The transcript is spliced from 2 exons.
CUGCUUGGUCAAAUAAAAAAAACUGUCAAAACGGAAGUCAAACGUAAAAGAUUGUCAAAAAUUUCGGUGAUAUCAAAAAAAGAAUCAACAAGAUUUACUAAACAACAAUUACAAAAAAGUGAGAAACUUCAAAAACCAUUUGGAUUUUGUUGUGAUGAAAAAUUACAGGAUAUUAAUACAAAAUAUGAUCAACGAAAACCGCCAUUCAUAUCAUCAUUGACCAAUGUAGUCUUAGAUAGUGGCGGGCCCGAUUUGAAAUUUCGAGUAAAGGACACUUUUGUUAUUCAAUCAUCAUCUACUGCUGCUGGUGGUACAAUAAAAUCUUCUUCAACACAUAAAGUUCAUUUGAAAUCAGGAACUACUCAUGUUAGCGCAUGUAAAUGGAGUCACGGUCCUAUUAAUUGGUAUUUAGAGGAUGAAAUUGCUCUUGCUCAAGAGAUACUAAUAAGAAAAAUGCAAAAAAAACAUCGUGAGGAGGAUAAAAUAAAAGUUCUUUUUACAAAAAAAAAGAGAAAAUUAUCUAAAAGGGUUCCUGGAUUGAAAAAUACAGAAAAUAAAAAUGAGACUUCCAAUGACAGUAUCGAAAUUAUAAAUGAUGAAUAGCGAAAAAAAAUACAAAAAUGAGUUAUAUAAAUUUUGAAUAAAAAUUAAUAUUUUUACUACGCAAAAAAAAAAAAUUGGAAAAUUCAAUAAUAAAGCAAAUAUUCUGUAUAUUAGACUGUUUAUUUAAAAAAAUUAACUCUUCAACAGUUUACAAAUUUUUACAAUAAACACGUAAUUACAAACGAGGCCUAUAACUAAUUUUUUUUUUAAUAAACCAGCCAUUUUCUUUUUUCACUCAUGUCUCUAUAACAGUCAAAAGUUGAAGUGAAAUCAUGGCACUUAAUUUUUUAAUGAAUUUCAAAUACUUUUAAUUACCGAAAAUAUAGUCUUUCUUUUGAGAUAUCGCAUAUAUUUUUUUUCAGCAUAUUUAGUUCACUUUUCUUUUCUUUCCUUUCCUUUUUUUUUUUUUUUUUUUACUAAUGUUUAUAGUAUUUCAAAUUGAUUCCUAAACUUUAUUUACAUUUAUCAAAGUUGAAUAUGUUUAGGAAAUCAUUUUUCACACGUCUCAUUUUUUUAUUUCACGAUCGAAAAAAUAAAAUAAAAAAAUCACAAUUUUUUUUUUUAUCGAUCGUUUUUAUCAAAUAAGAAUGUCGCAAAAAAUGUGAUAAAAUAAUUCAUUUUUUUGUGAAUAAUAUACUGAUUUACCGUAACUAAAAAAAAAAAAAUAAAUAAAAUAAAAUUUCUCACUCUUUUUUUUUCAAGUCUUAUAAGUUUUCGUUAUCGCCAACUAUACUUUCAUUAUAUGAUAAUUCAUCUAAAUUUACUUUUUAUAAAGAAAUAAAUGUAUUGAAAAUAAAUAAUCAAAAUGCUCCAGGCAUUUGUUAACAAUAAAUUUAAAUUAAUAUUAUAAUUAUAUAUGGCAAAUAUUAAUAAACAAAAAAUAAAAAUAAA